Ilex paraguariensis (yerba mate) is the source of this 2001-nucleotide messenger RNA. Lineage: Eukaryota; Viridiplantae; Streptophyta; Magnoliopsida; Aquifoliales; Aquifoliaceae. The record is from the annotation of a GenBank genome assembly.
AUGGCGGACAUAGUGAAGCAGAUCUUAGCAAAGCCCAUCCAGCUAGCCGACCAAGUGGUCAAAACAGCAGACGAGGCGUGUUCGUUCAAGCAAGACUGCACGGAGCUCAAGUCCAAGACUGAAAAACUCGCCGCCCUCCUCCGACAGGCGGCGCGUGCCAGCAACGAUCUCUACGAGCGUCCCACACGCCGGAUCCUCGACGACACCGAACAAGUCCUUGACAAAGCCCUUGCCCUCGUCCUCAAAUGUCGCGGCAACGGCCUUAUGAAGCGGGUCUUCAUGAUCAUCCCGGCGGCGGCCUUCCGGAAAAUGUCGUCCCAGCUCGAGAAUUCCAUCGGCGACGUGUCGUGGCUCCUCCGAGUCUCCGCUCCGGCGGAAGAACGCGACGAUGGGUAUUUGGGCCUCCCUCCUAUCGCAGCCAACGAACCGAUUCUCUGCGUCAUAUGGGAACAGAUCGCGAUUUUGUAUAAUGGAUCAGUUGAUGAUCGAUCCGAUGCUGCGGCGACUCUGGUUUCGCUUGCUCGGGACAAUUUUCGGUACGGAAAGUUGAUCAUUGAAGAAGGUGGGAUUGGACCAUUGUUGAAGCUGGUGAAAGAAGGGAAAUUAGAGGGUCAAGAGAACGCAGCCAAAGCAAUCGGACUACUGGGACGUGACCCAGAAAGCGUCGAAUACAUGGUCCAUGCCGGUGUGUGCUCAGUGUUUGCGAAAGUCCUCAAAGAAGGUCCAAUGAAGGUUCAAGCUGUGGUGGCCUGGGCUGUGUCAGAACUCACUGCCCAUUACCCCAAAUGUCAAGAUCUUUUUGCCCAGAACAAUAUUAUUCGAUUGCUUGUGAGCCAUCUUGCUUUUGAGACGGUUCAAGAGCAUAGUAAGUAUGCGAUUGUUACCAAUAAAUCUAACUCGAUCCAUGCGGUUGUGUUGGCCAGUAACAAUUCAGAUGCGAACAAUAGAAUCAACGACGGGAAUGAGGAUGAUGAGAGGAGUCUCACGCCUCAUCCAUUGGGGAACAAACAGGCCUACAAAAUGCACGAUGUAGUCACUCGAACUAUGGCAAUGAAGAACCAAUCCACAAUACCUCAAGGGCCAAGCAAUGGGGUGAAAGUGAACCAGACCAAUAACGCCAAGACCGACGUCAACAGCAACACGAAACAAACUAAUCGGAACCACCACCACCGCCACCAACCGAGUAUUUCGCUUGCCGGCACAAGCAUUAAAGGUAGGGAACAGGAGGACCCGGCUACAAAGGCCUACAUGAAAGCUAUGGCUGCAAGAGCCCUUUGGCACCUUGCCAAAGGAAACUCACUCAUUUGCCGUAGCAUCACAGAAUCCAGAGCUCUGUUAUGCUUUGCCGUUCUCUUAGAAAAAGGACCCGAAGAGGUUCAAUACAACUCUGCCAUGGCGUUGAUGGAAAUCACCGCAGUGGCAGAGAAAGACUCUGAUCUGAGACGAGCAGCGUUUAAGCCCAAUUCGCCUGCUUGCAAAGCCACAGUUGAUCAAUUACUCCAAUUCAUUGAAAAGGGGGAUUCAGAACUACUUAUUCCUUGCGUUAAGGCAAUUGGGAAUUUGGCUAGGACUUUUCGGGCCACAGAAACAAGGAUGAUCAACCCAUUAGUAAAAUUGCUGGAUGAGCAUGAAGCUGAGAUUUCUAGGGAAGCUUGCGUUGCCCUCACUAAAUUCGCCUGCACCCAUAACUAUCUCCACCUAGAUCACUCCAAGGCAAUCAUAAACAAUGGAGGGACAAAGCAUUUGAUCCAGCAUUUGUACUUUGGAGAACAAGGCGUUCAAAGUUCUGCAUUGGUUCUCCUCUGCUACAUUGCCCUGCACGUACCAGAUAGCAAAGAACUCGCACAAGCUGAGGUGCUCACAGUGCUCGAAUGGGCGUGGAAGCAAGCGUUCUGGAUCAAAGAUGAGAAGGUAGAGACAUUGUUACAUGAGGCAAAGGGGAGAUUGGAGCUCUAUCAGGCCAGAGGAGGAGGAGGAGGAGGUUCCAGGAGAUACAAGUGA